Molecule: messenger RNA, 339 nt
Organism: Lactuca virosa
Lineage: Eukaryota; Viridiplantae; Streptophyta; Magnoliopsida; Asterales; Asteraceae
Source: the annotation of a GenBank genome assembly
AUGGAACCAAUUGUUGCACAUCGUCCCGUAACUAUGCUCAUGAUUCCAAAUACUAACAAGGUUGCUCUGCCGUCCAACUUUAAAUCCUAUGAUCACUACUUGACGAUUGGAUUCCUCAAGAGUUGCUUCAUUUGCAAAAAGGAUUUAGGUGAAAUGGUUGACAUUUUUAUGUACAAAGAUCAAUCCUUCUGUAGUGAUGGUUGUCGCAACAAACAGAUGGAUAACGAUAGAGAAAAAGAAAUAAACAAUCGUGACAAGGUGAUAAAUGGUAGGCGAAGCCGUAAGACUUUGUUUCCAAAAGGGAACAAGAAAGACAUCUUCUUCAUCGGUGAUGUAUGA